GGGGCGAGCAAGCUGCAGUCGGAGUGAUCCAGCUGUCAGAAUCUCUCAGAAUCUCUCCGGAGCUCUCGGCUCCCUGACAGCUCAUUCAACAGCUCAUUCCUGGUCGUCUGCGUGGUGUCGCUGCAGGACAGGACCAUGACGGAGGCUCUGAGCAGUCCCAACCGGGCCGGCGUGGACCUCCAGGAUCUGGACCAGCGCCAAGGUGCAGAGUCUGCGGACAGCGGCAUCGGUGUGGACGACCUGCCGGUUCCCCAGCAGAUCCAGGUCAGCAGCAUCACCUGUGAUUCCUUCAGGAUCAUCUGGGACAUGGACGGCAGAGGCCGGGACCGGAUCACUCACUACUUCAUGGACCUCAACAAGAAGGAGGACAAAAGCUCCAACCAGUUCAAACACAUGGACGUGCCCACAAAGCUGGUGGCGAAGGCCGUCCCCCUGCCGAUGACGGUCAGAGGUCACUGGUUCCUGAGUCCGCGGACAGAGUACACCCUGGCCGUCCAGACCGCUGCCAAACAGCUGGACGGGGAGUACGUGGUUUCUCCGUGGAGCGAGAUCACCGAGUUCUGCACGGCAGAUUACUCCACCGUCCAGCUGAAGCAGCUGCUGCAGAAAGCUGAAGCCAUCUCCGGCCGGAUGCUUCCCUUCACCGUGUUCUACAGGAACCAGCUAAGGGAGUACGUCCAGCAGGACGGAGACACUGGGUGCAGCGUCAUGCUGCCGUCGGUGAAGGACAACAGCGGGAGUCACGGGUCGCCCAUCAGCGGCAAACUGGAGGGGAUCUUCUUCAGCUGCAACACAGAGUUCAACACAGGGAAACCUCCCCAGGACUCUCCAUACGGGCCCUACCGCUUCCAGGUCCGAGCAGACGUCCUCUUCCACCGGGACACCAACCUGUACUUCGGGGACUUCUACUGCAUGUACACGUCGUACCACUACGUGGUCCUGGUCCUGACCCCCGCCGGCUCCGCGGGGGACGUCUUCUGCAAAGGACGGCUGCCGCCGCUCGACCGCUCCGACAACCGCUUCCUGACCUGCAGGGAGGACGAGGACGGGUCGCUGUCCUUCCGUCACGCCCAGGACGUCACCCUGGAGGUGAUCUACACCGAGCCGGUGGACCUGUCUCUGGGGACGCUGGCGCAGAUCCAGGGACACCAGCUCAUGAGUCUGUCCACCCUCAACGCCAAGAAGGACCCGAGCUGCAAGACCUGCAACAUCAGCGUGGGACGUUAGCGCCGCCGCCGCCGCCCUUAGCAGCUAACUCGCGUCAGUGCUAACUACCUAGCUACGAACUAACUCCACCGUCCACGAAGACGGUUGAGGGCUGGCGGCUCGUCCUAGAGCGUCCUACUGGGACGGACAGCGACCUCUAGUGGCCACGGAGGAUAUUUGAGGAGAAACAGGUCACCAGGGGGGCGUCAAAGUGGAUGGAGACGUAAAUAAACAUGGAGACCUCCCCUUGUUUGUCCUCCCGCCUCCUGCUCCCCGCUAUCAGUGACUUGAUGGUACCAAUGACUUCACACAUCGUUUUUAUGAAUGUCAUUUUCUUGAAGUAAGUAAGUACUAGGGGUGUAACAAUAUAUAUCGUGCCACGAAAUUUCGCGAUACAAAAACAUCACGAAACGUGUCGUGGAGGUGACAAAGUGUAUU
Molecule: messenger RNA, 1644 nt
Organism: Cololabis saira (Pacific saury)
Lineage: Eukaryota; Metazoa; Chordata; Actinopteri; Beloniformes; Belonidae
Product: phytanoyl-CoA hydroxylase-interacting protein-like
Exons: 6
Coding region: 136-1227 (363 amino acids)
Cellular component (GO): cytoplasm
Molecular function (GO): protein binding
Source: RefSeq, a predicted model, not a curated record